UCACCCAGAGAAUUCCUUUCCCGAUGCCCUCAUGUCUCUAGGCCCAGAAGCUGAACUCCCUAUUAAUCAUUCCGUCUCUGACACUGCCGACUGACCACACUGUCGUGGCAUCUUACCCAAGGAUUAUCGUCAACAACUCUGUCUACAACCACAAACAUUCACCUGCAUUAGUCUCAACUGAAAUCAUUCCGGCUCAGGCCAGCGUAUUGCUCGGAUCGCAUUCUAUCAGCAACUUCCGAAGUAACCGUCCGAGACCUCAGAUUAUUCAACCUAACCCACCGCGCAUUAGUCGCAUUAUCAACACACCAACCGACACGAUGUGCCACAAGAACAUUUUCACCUACGUUUACCCUGACGGGCACAGCGCUGAGCAGAUCAAGCACGACUUAUGCGACAACUCGCGCCACAGCCUACCAUGCAAGCUCACCAAGACGUUCCAACACCCAACGGAAUAUGUCCGAUCCGGUCAAUUAAGCCCACCAGGAUACAGCUUUGGCCAAUUCCCGCCCACUCCACCACUCUCGUCUCACUCCGCUUCUGACUCGGAGCACUCUUCCAAGGGGCGAUCAAGUGUCUACAUCAAUGGCGAAAAGGUCGUCGAUCUUAACAGGCGCUCGUCGCGACGCGACAAGGGUGAGCGCGCCGGUGACCAUACAGUCUACGUUGACAGCCCGCCACUAUCGCGCACACCACCCCGCAAAUACGACAUACCGCGCAGCAUGCCUUCUAGUCCCCACGAAGAGACUAUCCGCGUGCGCGAGUCGCGGCACCGCGAAACGAGCGCAGACGAGCGCGACAGGUCUACUUCAUCGCACAGCCGACCUUCUAUCGAAGUCAAAAUAAUCAACGAACCGCGACACCGGCGACACGGGUCUAGCAAGUCGAGCUCGCAGGAUGGUGAUGAGGAGGAGCGUCGCCGAAAGCGCAGGAACAGCCACGUUCGAUUCGAGGACGAGGAAAAGAAAGAUGAGAAGAAGAAGGAUGAGAAGAAAAAGAAAGUCCAAUCCGAAAUUGAACGCGCGAAUGAGGAUAUCGCCAACCGGCCUCCUAUCCCGACUACAACGGUACCAGCCAACACACGAUACCGCCGAGGCUCAGUAGCCGUUGAUCCCAACGAUGCGGCGCUUGUACUUGCGAUGGACCAGAUAAGCUUGGAACGCGAGCGAAAGGCCAAUUUAGACCGCGAGAGGCGGCGGCGCGAGAAGCGUGAGCGCGAUGAAGAAGAGGCGCAAAGGCAACGACUGAGAGACCGUAUGGCUCCCAGCCGCCGGGCCACUGUUAGCGACUCCCGAAGCCUAGGGCGAGCUCGACAGAAGAUAGUUUACGAUGAUGGAAGAUACCGCUGGGAGUAAAACAACCGAAAACCCAACAAAAAAAAAGGUUCAGAACAGUGUAAAACUUUUGCAUGUAAAAGGAUACGACUACGGCGUUGGAUUAAUGAUACCUGGGCACUGCGAUGAUGACGUGGUUUGUAUUGGAUUUAUUUGGUUUGCUUUUUCCCUGUUUCGAUAGACAAAUGCAUGGCUGUUUUUUUCUCUCUAUUAUUCACUGUUCAAGCCUGUAUUGGUAUCGCUCAUACACAAUCGGUUCAUCCCCUUUGGUUUAUGAGAUUUUAGGGAAUUGGCAAACCCGAUUUUUUUUUUAGAAACAUUUAUCUGUUUUCAAUGCU
Messenger RNA from Daldinia loculata, 1669 nucleotides. RefSeq lists its product as uncharacterized. The coding region runs from base 318 to 1352 and encodes 344 amino acids. Lineage: Eukaryota; Fungi; Ascomycota; Sordariomycetes; Xylariales; Hypoxylaceae. The transcript has a single exon. The record is from RefSeq and is a predicted model, not a curated record.